AUGAUACAUUUUGAUGAAGUAGAAUAUGAAUUGCGAAAGAAUCUUCCGCCACAAUUUUCGAAAAGAAAGAAUGACAUUUAUAUAACAAGGCAUACAAGUAUCGCAGCUCAAAAAGCUCGCGUAAUUAGACUUCUAGAUGAGAAGAUGGAUGAAGUUGUACUUCAUGGCUUAGGAGCAGCCGUUAGCCGGACGAUAAAUGUUGCCUUACAAAUCCAACGAAAGUUAGUUGAUACGGUGAAAUUAGAUGUCAAAACUGGUACUGUCAAGGUUACGGACAGUUUGUUUCCAUUAUACGACGAAGUGGAUUUUAAAACUCGAAAUCGCUCAAUUUCAGCCGUACAUAUACGAAUAUCUCGACGAAUAAUGUGA
This is a messenger RNA of Acanthocheilonema viteae, 369 nucleotides long. The record is from the annotation of a GenBank genome assembly. Lineage: Eukaryota; Metazoa; Nematoda; Chromadorea; Rhabditida; Onchocercidae.